GGAGGGCGGGGCGCGCUCCCGCCGCUCGGCCUCUCCGGCCUCUCCGGCCUCUCCGGCCGCCCAUCCCCACCUGAAACCCCGCCUGCCACUCUGCCCAGCGGAGCCAAUCCGCGUCCGAUCUUCCCGUGGUGGGGCGGGGCUUAUGCAAAUCGUGUCUCCUGCGAGAGGCACAUAGUGAUACAAGAGCUGGGAGGCGGCUCCGGCGCGGACCUCGGAGAGCCUCGCCGCCAGCCCGCCAGCCAGCCUCGUCCCCCGCGGCCCGCCGAGCCAUCAGCCACCCGGCGAGCGGCCUCAGGCCCCGCCAUGGGGAAGACCAACAGCAAGCUGGCCCCCGAGGUGCUGGACGACCUGGUUCAGAACACGGAGUUCAGCGAACAGGAGCUGAAGCAGUGGUACAAGGGCUUCCUGAAGGACUGCCCCAGCGGCAUCCUCAACCUGGAGGAGUUCCAGCAGCUCUACAUCAAGUUCUUCCCCUACGGCGACGCCUCCAAGUUCGCGCAACACGCGUUCCGCACCUUUGACAAGAACGGCGACGGCACCAUCGACUUCCGGGAGUUCAUCUGCGCCCUUUCGGUCACCUCCCGCGGCAGCUUCGAGCAGAAACUCAACUGGGCCUUUGAGAUGUACGACCUGGACGGCGACGGGCGCAUCACCCGCCUUGAGAUGCUGGAGAUCAUCGAGGCUAUCUACAAGAUGGUGGGCACUGUGAUCAUGAUGCGCAUGAACCAGGACGGGCUCACACCCCAGCAGCGCGUGGACAAGAUCUUCAAGAAGAUGGACCAGGAUAAGGACGACCAGAUUACCCUGGAGGAGUUCAAGGAGGCAGCCAAGAGCGACCCGUCCAUUGUGCUGCUGCUGCAGUGCGACAUGCAGAAGUAGAGGCUGGUGAGGGGCAGGGCCCCUGGCCGUGGGGGGCAUGGCCGCCUCCCUACCUGAUGACCUCUCUGGCUGGUCCUUACCCUGGGGGAGGGGCACUCCAGCCUCACUCUCUGGCCCACUCCCUCCUCUCUGCCCAAGCCCUCCUUCCCCUCAGUCAAAAGAUCCUUGGGGGCCCACGUCGCCGUGCUAAAAAGCAGACAGGGCCUCAGGUGUCCUGUCAUUUAUCCCCACCCCCCAGCCUUGGCCCAGAACCAACAUCCCUUGGGCAAGGGGGCUUGGCUUUUGCCCCAAGAGGCAGGGUUAGGGAGGGGGACUGGGGUCCUGCUUUGAGAUUCUGCUGUUCCUGGGAUAUGCUUUGUAGAAUGUGGUCUCGCAGGCCCCACUCCAAGAGUCAGAUUGGGUGUGUCCUUUCCUGGGGACCCAGAACCCUCGAUGGUGGUCUGUGUCCUGCUCUCUCAAUGCUGCCUGGCCCCUCUGGCCCCAGCCUUUGGAGCAGCUCUUCAGUUCUUUCUUCAGCUAAAGUUUCUUGAGCACUUGCUCAGUGCCAGGCACCUCCAGGUGCUAAGGAUAAUGGCAGUUUACCUGACGCAGUCCUGGCCCCCAGGAGGCUCCAGAGGUGGACUUCCGGUGAUCAGAGUCUCCCGCAGCGAUGGUGGGAUGGCGAGCACAGCAGAGCCGAGGGCAUGCAGAGGCUGGCGAGUUUGAGAGGAACUUCAAAUCUUCCAGCUCAGCUCCACACAAAGCUGCAAAAGAGGGCCAGAAAAGUGUUGGCAAGUUCAGGAGAAAUCUGAGUGGACAUUUUAAGAAAAAUGAAAAUUUACAUAAUAGUUAUUUUUUUAUUACCCUUUAAAAGAGCUAAAGUCAUUUUAUGAGUUUAGGAUGUUAAAAUAUACUCUAUAUUAUUUGGUUUCUUAUAAAAUGAUUAAAUAAAUGUAGAAAAUUAUAAUCGUGGGGGGAAACCUGAGAAAACAGAAGGAAAUACUAUCAAACUCACCAGAAAAUGCUUUCUCUUGUCAGGCAAAGCCCUGAGCUGUCACCAUCAGCAGCUUUGUGCUGCUUCUGCUUCCUUUUUAUCACCUUUGCCAAGUCCACAAGGGACCCUCUAUCACACACUUACUCUGGUCGGGUGCUGACUUCAGGAACAGGAAAAGCAAGGUUUGCCAAGAGUGAGACAAAUGCGUGGCCCGGGUCUCGGUGCUUCACUUCUGGGUUUGGUUGCAUUUCAGGAAUGAGCUUGUUCUUUCACUACUACAGAUGCAGAAAGAGGUAGAGGUCAAGGACCACCUAGGCACCGGUCAAGGCUCCCAGGCUGCAUUUAUGGACCAAAUACCUAAAAAUGGGCUGGGCAUGCUCCAUUUGAAAGGCUUUUUCUAACCCCCAUCCUACAUCUGCCAGGUAACUCAUCAUCUUCCAAAUGUGCUGGCUUCGCUUUCCAGUUUUGCAUCCGUGAGCCAUACAUCUGCAUGCUUUGACUGCCAGAAAAAGUCAUUUUGCCUCUUCAGCAAGUCUUUCACUUCACUUUCUCCUGUACUUGUGAUCAGAAAUUAGCUUUGAUGUGCCGUGACAGUUGACUUCCUCUUGAACUGCGGGUGAAAACACACAGGUGCUGGCAGCCCAGGGUGGGAGGAAGGAGUGAUUGCUGACGUGGGGUACAGGGAGGCAGGGACUGCAUCUGCGGGAGAGAGACUCAGUGUACUCCUCACUACUGAGUGCUCACCAGUCCUGCUUCUCUGCAGGUGGAAAGUCUUGGGGAUGCUGCAUUGGACCUUGAGGUACCAAGACCACUAGGUUGCCACUCUUUCUGUCCUGCUUGUGUCACCAACAUGGUGACACUGGGGAGUUGACACCCUCAGACAGUAGCUAGCAGGUAUUUAUCCAGUAAAGCCUCAAGGAAUGUUCUGUUGCUCUCCAAAGCUGGCUAUUAGGUGUGUCUUGUGCUGUCAGUCAGCACCACAGACAUAAAUGUUCAGCAGCUGGGCUCAGCUCGGGACUUGAAUCUUCUAGCGGAAGACAUUUUCCCAAAAGUGGGGUUCCUUCCCUCCAAAAGAUUGAAUCUAGCUUUGCUCACAGUCACACAGAAUUCCAUGGCUUCCAAAGGCUCCCCUAUACCCCAUUCCAUUGCAUCCUUGCAGCCCAGGAAGGUGGGGGUUUUUGUCCCUUUUCUUGGAACUUGGAAGCCAAGGUUCAGAGAGGGGGAGUUUUUUGUGUAAGAGGUGACACCAGGCUCAGACAGUUUCUUCCCUUCUCCUCCCUGCUCAUUUCUCUGACUCUGUGUUGUAUGGAGGUUGUCUGUGGGGCAAGCCAGGUUGCUUUCACUUUAGUAUGCUUUCUGCUCAGAAGUUUUUGCGGCUACCGCCUUCCAAAAGGAACCAAAAGGAACUUCAACUUGGUUGAAGUUCUCACAUUUUCCUGUUUCCCAAGAUAUUUCCAAGAAUUUUGUUUCUGCUUCUGGGCAUCUCUGCUAACAUGCUAAGGUGGUUUUGGGGAUGGCAUCUGACUCAGCACCCUGGAAGCAUCUUCCUCCAUAAGAGAACAGUUUUUUUUUCCAAGCUGGGCAGGCAAGUCUUUCCCAUGAGGGGAUGUGUGAUCACUCCAUGUUACUGGACAUAUAACCAUGGGUGAUAUCUGCUGGUCAGGGCAAGUGUUCACAGAUAGCCCAGUAGUAUGAACACACACAAUGCCAGACCACGAUCUAGGACCACUAUCUUUCUGAUGCGUGGAGCUUCAGGUGGGCCAGCCUUGCUCCCACAUGCUCCAGGGUGUCCUGAGGAUUGUGCACCCAAGAGCUCCAGUGGUAGAGCCCUGGACCUGCCUUGAGAAGAGACACAUGUCUCACAUUCCAGCCUCAGCUGAGAAAGUCUUGCCACAUAGCACAAGUUUAACAGAGAUUUGCAUAUGACUUGCACAGACACAAAAAUAUCCAGACAGUUAAAAUCUUAAUAUAUCAAAAUUCCCCUCUCAAAUUGCAUGUAUUAGAGGAACUCUGAAUGGCAAGGUCUCAGAAUCUGCCUUCUCACAUAUUCUGUCUCCAUUCAUCCUUUUGGGCUCCAUCAUGAGCCCCUUACUUGCUGUCUCUAGAAAUCAUAGCCAGGGCUCUUUAACAUGCCCACUCCCAACUUACCAUUAAGUAAAAGUUAAGGAGAAAUGAGUUCAUAAGCAAAGGAACUAAAUUAGUUUUUUUCCUGGCAAUGGCAGACCCUCAUCUUGCUGCAGAGAGAGAGAGAGAGAGAGAGAGAGAGAGAGAGAAGGUAAGAUAUAGGGUGGGGAGAAGAAAGGAAAAAGAGAGGAAAAGAGAAGCAGCUGGGAUUUCUAGGCAGGGUAUUAAGCUGACACUGUACAUAUUUUUACACAAAAAUUCAUUAAAGCAACAAAUAUUUCCUGAAGGUCCACCCUGGGUGAGGCUUUGUGUUGACUUUAGAGAUCACUGUGGAGGUAAGAAUACAUUUCUUACAUGUUUUAUUCAUCAUUUUUGAAGAAAGAAAUAAUUUGAAUCCUACAAGUAAAGGUCCCAGAAAAGUGUAGGGUUUUCUUUCUUUUACUUUUGCCGGAGGGUAGGGGCAGAACCGAGCCUCCCGGGGUCGAUGGCCCUUCCUGCUCAGUGGAGUCUCAAGGCAGCAGGUACAAGGAGGCCUUGGGACACAACGGGGCUGGGAGGCAGAGGGGGGCCCCAGUUCCCCAGUGUAGCCCCCUCUCCCCUCCAGAUGUGCUAUUGUGGCUGUGCCCACAGUGACUGUCCUCACUGUUCACGCUGUGCUGUGUGGUGUGUUUCUUUCCCCACUGACAAUGAAUAAAAGGUGUGACUGCG
Molecule: messenger RNA, 4684 nt
Organism: Oryctolagus cuniculus (rabbit)
Lineage: Eukaryota; Metazoa; Chordata; Mammalia; Lagomorpha; Leporidae
Gene: HPCAL4
Product: hippocalcin like 4
Molecular function (GO): calcium ion binding
Source: RefSeq, a predicted model, not a curated record